UACAAGAGAUGCAGCAACAACCGCACUCUGGCCAGCAACCGUCCGGGGCGCCGAAUGGGGUGGCGGGGGGCGCCCAAUUGCCACAAACAGGUGGCAUAAGUCCGGCGCAACCUGGCGCGACCGGUACCACCGCAAAUCGGGCGCAAGUUAACGGGGGCAGAUUCGACUUUGACGACGGUGGAACCUACUGCGGCGGCUGGGAAGAUGGAAAGGCCCAUGGCCAUGGCGUGUGCACCGGGCCCAAAGGUCAAGGCGCCUAUUCUGGCAGCUGGCAUUUCGGCUUCGAAGUAUCCGGCGUCUACACCUGGCCUAGCGGGUCAGCCUACGAAGGACAAUGGCAGAACGGCAAGAGACACGGCCUGGGUAUGGAGACCCGUGGCCGUUGGCUUUACCGGGGAGAAUGGACUCAGGGAUUCAAAGGUCGUUACGGGGUCCGGCAGUCUACUACCUCCACUGCGAGAUACGAGGGCACGUGGUCCAGCGGUCUGCAGGACGGUUAUGGUUCCGAGACUUACGCCGACAGUGGUACUUAUCAAGGCCAAUGGCUCCGCGGCAUGCGGCACGGUUACGGGGUGAGGGCGAGCGCGCCGUUCGGUUUGGCUAGCCACUACAAACCUCCAAAGCAAGUAAGAGCGUCCUUGACGUCGUUAAGGAGCGCCGACGGAGGACCAGCGGUCGCUCCAACGCCGGAACCCACCGACAGGAGGGAUCGACGUGUAGACGACAGCCGAGGAGGAUUCGUCCUGAAAGCCAGGAGCGACGAUCCACCGGCUCGGAGAAAGAGCCUCACCGAAAAGUCCCUAAAGAAGGGCAUUCUCUCGGGUCUUAAGAUACGAAAGCAGAGGAGUACGGGAGAUUUGGAGAAACGUGGUACUGGUGGUAGUAUUAGAAGUAAUGCCAGCUCAGCGUCGUGGAUGUCGACCGAGAGCUCACAAAGUCAAGCCUCGGCGUCGGUUCACACAGAUAGUAAUGCGUCCUUUGUUAUCGAGGAUGAACAGAUGGACGCGUCGGUAACUGAGACGUACUUGGGCGAAUGGAAGAACGAUAAGAGAACCGGCUUCGGCAUAUCUGAGAGAAGCGACGGGUUGCGAUAUGAAGGCGAAUGGUUCAACAAUCGCAAAUAUGGCUACGGUGUCACCACGUUCCGUGACGGCAGCAAGGAGGAAGGAAAGUACAAGAACAACGUGCUUAUCACUAGCCAGAAAAAGAAGCACCUCUUCCUAAUCAGGUCCGCCAAAUUCCGUGAAAGGAUAGAGGCGGCAGUGAACGCAGCUCAGCGGGCGAGCAAGAUCGCUCUGCAAAAAGCCGAUAUCGCUAUCUCUAGGACGGCAACGGCGCGGGGUAAAGCGGAAUUGGCCGACAUCGCCGCCGAACACGCCAGAGAAGACUCCGAACUAGCGCAACAAACAGCGAGGCAGUUCGCACCGGACUUCCGGCAGCCGGGUUUAGAAAGGUUGCGGAACAGAGAGAUACCCAAGUACGUUCCGCCGCCACAGGAUUCCAUGCCGGGUAAGAGUAUCCUACAUAAGACAGCCAGCGUGGACCAACCCAGCGGCGCCACACCGAUCAAGAGCGCCGUUGACUCCACAACGACGACGAUGAACGCGACGCCAGCAUCCGCAGCGAACAACACCGUCAGCAAUGUGAUGCAAUCGAUACGUAGGACCAGUGUAAAGCCUCUGCCGCAGAAUCAGCUGCCUAUGCAAAACCAGAUACCGAAUCAGGUACCGCUGGCGAACCAGGCACCCAUGAAUCAAUUGAACACUCAACAAACCUCGCUGACCGGUCAGAAUCCGUAUCAACAGUAUCCGUAUCAACAGCAAAACCCGAUGAGCCAGUACUCGAACAGUAUACCGAACCAGUACCAAUCGAAUCAAUACAGCCAGCAGCAUCACCAGUUCGUCCAGAACAAUCCGUACCAGUAUCAACUGACUAAUCCAUCUCAGGUUGAGCAACAAUACUCCGAUUAUCAACAACAACAGCAACAACAGCAACCAAUCGGAUUGCACGAUUUCCAAAAUUUGCAGGCUUAUCCCAGUCAGCAGACGGCGAUACCCAAUCAAUAUGGGCCUGGUCAGAUGAAUCAGUACAAUUCACAGUCGAUGUACGCACAACAAACGCACCAGUCGCAAUAUCAGCCUGAUAACAUCAUGGAUGCAGCAAGGCCGCCGAGCUCCACGAGUUUACGAAGAAAUAGUAGAGUCCUGAGUCCUCAGGAUCGACCUGGCAUUAUUGGUCAAACGCUAAACGAUAGGCUGGAUCACUAUAAGAGACCACCUAGUCGCGACAGUUCUGUAGAUCGUUAUGCCAGAGCGCAUUCCCGGUUGACUGGAUCGAGACAGCCAUCCGUCGACAAAACCAUAUCGAAUCCACCUCCGGAGAUGCUCGAUAGAUCGAUGAGAGCCCCAAGCGCGAUACGAGGAGGAACGCCACUGAACGGAUCCGUGAUAGGCAGCGGCGCCGCGACGCCGACAUACGCCGUACCAACUCCUAACCAGUUUGAGGGGGCUCUCAUAAAAAACCGUAGCCUUGGACAGGACAUUCUGCCGAGUCCUGGACAGCCUAAACGCAUUAUUGUGCCGAAGGAAAACGUCCAGAUUACAGACGUUGAAUAUGUUCCGUGGUGUCCACAAAUUAUCGUGAGAACAGAAAUGUUUUGGAUCGAGACGGACGAGGAGGAGGAGGCGUUGCUAUGCAGCCCCGCUCUGAUGGCCAGGCGGGCCUCGGAGUCCUGGAUCGUAGCACCUCCUGUGGAGGCGAUGCCGGUAGCGGCAAUGCCCCUUCAACGAAAGAAGUCACUGCCGAACGUGGCGCAGCCGAUCCAGCUCACGGCCACCUCACCAUUGUCGAGGGAAGAAGUCAGUAUUUUGAGCAGUAUGAGGAGAGAGGAGAUCCGCAGGCAAGUCGACGAGAGCGAGAGGCUCAGAGCAAACCCGCUUUUGUACCUGGUCAGUCCGCAGGUUAAAGACUGGUUCUCCCGUCAGCAGCUCGUGAUGCUGGUGCUCUUCAUCAACAUAUCCCUAGCUUUGAUGUUCUUCAAACUGCUGACGUAGCAGCCAGCCGACGAUCGGGUUCACGGACUCGUGAACGUGGACGUGACCUGAGACCCGGUGGUGCCGCGACACUUUGGGUCGUUACCGAGCCAGAAUUUCGAAGGGAAACGGCAAUGUGGCCGCACAAGAAUCGCCAAGAAUCGCCGGGAAUGGCUUUCACCAGCGGUUCAUUCAGUCUUACGCGCCGCGGGCGCUACGUUAAAAGAGGAAAUCUUUGAAUCGAGACCGACGAAAAGGAGAGACUCGAAGAGGAUUAUUCUCGGCAGAGAUUUUGUCGCGCGAAGGCGACCGUAGUCGAAUUUUGAGCGAUCGCGAAAAUCUAAGUAGACAAAUAAAUAGAGGGAGCAGCAUUGAGACGAGAAAGUAUCUCCGAGGUAUUGUCAAGGGGAUUUAAAAUGGAUUUGCCUUUGAAUAUUGUAAAUUAAAAAGGACUUAAGCUUCAAAAAAAGAGAAAAGGAAAAAGAAUAACAAUAAUUUGAAAGAAUUUGAAUGGUGAAUUGCAUUCUUGAAGGUCUUUUGUAAAAUAAGAAUACACCUGUCUAUGGCAAGAGUUUUCUGAUGAAGCAUUUUAGACGUUUGCCGCUUAAAUCCUUUUUAAUUGGCAGACUAAUAUUUAUUGGACAAAAAUUUUUGAGAAAAAAAAACGAUGAAUCUCCUAAGCGCAGUUUGUCAUUUGCGCGAGAGGCGUUACAUCGACAAGUCUUUUGGAAACGGGAGGCGCUGUGUACUCCCGACGCCUGUGUAUCAUACCUAUUUUUACACCAAAUACUUUAAUAACGCUACUUGUAAGAGUAGGUCGAGCCCUUUCGGGCGGGCCACCGAUCGAUCGUAUCCGACAUACGAAUCUUCUUCUCUAGUCAUAAUUUUCUCUUUUCCGACGAUCGGCUCGAGCGCAGUAAUAGCGACGAUCGAAUUGUACACAAUCGACUUUUUAACGAGUCAGCCGCUUGUCGACCACUUCUAAUUAAGGCUGGCGCUGUUGAAUUUGAAGCGGUACUCAGGUCGAAUUAUCCGAAUCGUACUUACGGCUAUUUCCUUAAAAGUAGAGAUUGUUACUUAGCAAUGAUCGUAAUUGUAGCCGUGGUGCCGUGCGCGUAAAGAUUCGUUAACGCGCAUCCGAGCAUUUAUAGCGUUCCACAACGAUUACGGUAAACUAAGGCGUAAGUUUAUUAUAAACAGAAGAGAGACAUAGAAAAGUUGUCAUAGUCGUCGAGCUUUUACGAACCCUGCGGGAUUAUAGUUACAAUUACUAUCGUUGAAUGUCGAUGAUUGAGAUUUGAAUCCAUCGAACGGUAUCUUGUCUAGAAUUACGAAGUUUCCCGAUAGCGAAAUGUGUCAACCUGAAUGUGAACCUGCGCACACAAGUUGAGAGAAACGUUUUCGCUACGAAUAUGAAUGAAGGCCGAAGCGCAGCACUUAUAAAUAACGCGUAAUGCAUAAAGCAUAAGAAAACUGAUCAGAGUCUUUCAUUUAAUGGAAAGGAAGGAAAUUAUGGAUUUUGAUUCAUUUUUUAUACAUUAUGCGUUAUGCAAGACUGUGCUUCCGCCUUUUGCUUUCAGUGAGAGAUCGAAGGUUGACGUGCGCUUGUUUUUCGUCAACGCGAAGAAUUGACGUUGUUUUUCCUGAAACGCUUUUUACAUUCUACGGGUCUG
Mycetomoellerius zeteki is the source of this 4705-nucleotide messenger RNA. Its product is annotated as junctophilin-1. The record is from RefSeq and is a predicted model, not a curated record. Lineage: Eukaryota; Metazoa; Arthropoda; Insecta; Hymenoptera; Formicidae. The transcript has 12 exons. The coding region runs from base 9 to 3053 and encodes 1014 amino acids. Gene Ontology annotation, cellular component: endoplasmic reticulum membrane; plasma membrane; junctional membrane complex.